Messenger RNA from Helianthus annuus (common sunflower), 420 nucleotides. RefSeq lists its product as uncharacterized. Bases 1 to 420 code for a protein of 139 amino acids. NCBI's taxonomy places the organism in Eukaryota, Viridiplantae, Streptophyta, Magnoliopsida, Asterales, Asteraceae. The record is from RefSeq and is a predicted model, not a curated record. The transcript has a single exon.
AUGGGUUUCUCUCAGCAGUGGUGUAAUUGGGUUAAAGGCGUGCUUGUUUCAGCUAGGUCUUCGGUUCUAGUCAAUGGGUCGCCAGCGUUCGAGUUCCAAUGUCAUAAAGGGAUCCGGCAAGGUGAUCCUCUUUUGCUAUUCCUGUUUCUUAUCGUCAUGGAAGUGUUCUCGUGUAUGGUUAAUAAAGCUUGUGAUACGGGGAAUUUUGAGGGGAUUCGUCUUCCUAACGGGGGCCUGGUGAUUUCUCACCUCCUAUAUGCGGACGACGCGUUGAUUAUCGGCGAAUGGGAGAAGGAGAACGUUAAAGUAGUGGCCAGAAUUCUAAGGGUUUUUUACGCGUGUUCCGGCUUGAAAAUUAAUUUCCACAAAUCGAACCUGAACCUGUUUGGUGUAGGAGUGGAAGAAGAGGAGAGUUCCUAA